Messenger RNA from Acanthochromis polyacanthus (spiny chromis), 7016 nucleotides. RefSeq names its product protein inhibitor of activated STAT, 2 (gene pias2). The record is from RefSeq and is a predicted model, not a curated record. The transcript is spliced from 12 exons. Gene Ontology annotation, biological process: regulation of transcription by RNA polymerase II; protein sumoylation. Bases 1122 to 2489 code for a protein of 455 amino acids. Gene Ontology annotation, molecular function: zinc ion binding; SUMO ligase activity; transcription coregulator activity. NCBI's taxonomy places the organism in Eukaryota, Metazoa, Chordata, Actinopteri, Pomacentridae.
CACAGAGGUACCACCAAGAAAAAUAUUUUAUCUUUGCUUUGACACCACAACAAGUUCGAGAAGUAUGCAUAUCCAGGGACUUUCUACCAGGUGGCAGAAGGGACUAUAUGGUUCAAAUUCAACUGAGGUGAGUGUUUUCUAACCUGUACAUGAUGGGUCAUGAAAAUCCCCUAAUUAACAGAUCUGAAUUUUAAAGUAUUGAGAGAGAAAAAUAAUUUAAAUCAAAACAUACUUAAAAUCAUGUAAACUAGAUUAAAAAAUACAUUCUAGAUAACUCCAAGAACAUCUUAAUUAACAUGACAACUUCUCUAGCACACACAUUUACACAUACUGGCUCAAGCAGAUGACCACACUCCCUGAGCCUAGUGUUGUUGGGAGUUUUUUUGUUAGACAGUAAAUGAACAUUCUGUCCUCAAAGUUGAUGUGUUACAAGCAGGAAAAAUGGACAAGUGUAAGAAUUUGAGCAAGUCUGACAAGAGCCAAAUUGUGAUGGCUAUAAGACUGGAUCAGAGCAUCUCCAAAUCUGCAGCUCUUGCGGGGUGUUCCCAGUCUGCAUUGGUCAGUAUCUAUUAGAAGUGGUCCAAGGAAGAAACAGUGGUGAACCUGUGACAGGGUCAUGGGCAGCCAAGGCUCACAGAUGUGCAUGGGAGGGAAGGCUGGCCCGUGUGGUCCAAUCCAACAGACCAGCUACUGUUGCUCAAAUUGCUGAAGAAGUUUAUGCUGGUUCUGAUAGAAAGGUGUCAGAAUACACAAUGCAUCACAGUUUGUUAAUAACUUUGGAGUUGCAUAGCUGCAGACCAGUCAUGGUGCCCAUGCUGACCCGUGUGCACGGCCAAAAAUGCCAACAGUAGACGUGAACAUAUCAGAGCCAGACCAUGGAGCAAUAGAAGAAGGUAGCCUGUUCUGAUGAAUCAUGUUUUUUACAUCAUGUGAAAGACCAGGUGCGUGUACGUUGCUUCCCUGAGGAACACAUGGCACCAGGAUGCACUAUAGGAAGAAGGCAACCCAGUGGAGGCAGUGUGAUGCUUUGGGCAAUGUUCUGCUGGGAAACCUUGGGUCCUGCCAUCCCCGUAGAUGUGACUUUGGCACAUACCACUUACUGAAGCAUCGUUGUAGACCAUAUGUACACACUUUCAUGGAAAUGUUAUUCCCUGAUGGCUGUGACCUCUUUCAGCAGGAUAAUGUACUGUGCCACAAAGCAAAUAUGGUUCUGCUUGUCAGAGACAAGCUGUCCUCAAGAGGAUAAUUAUCCAAACAGUCUAUGUGUCAAAGUCAAUGGAAAACUUUUCCCUUUGCCAGGUUAUGCUCCACCACCAAAAAACGGUGUGGAACAGAAGAGACCUGGAAAACCACUAAACAUUACUUCCUUAGUCAGACUCUCAUCUGCAGUGCCCAAUCAGAUUUCAGUGACAUGGGCACCUGAAAUUGGAAAAACCUAUUCUAUGUCUGUGUACCUGGUGAGGCAACUGACGUCACCACUGCUGUUGCAGAGGCUGAGAAUGAAGGGCAUCAGAAACCCAGACCACUCCAGAGCACUAAUUAAAGAGAAGCUGACAGCAGAUCCAGACAGUGAGAUUGCCACAACAAGUCUUCGAGUGUCACUUAUGUGCCCGCUGGGUAAGAUGCGACUGACAGUGCCAUGCAGGGCGGUGACGUGCUCUCAUCUGCAGUGUUUUGAUGCUGCCCUCUACCUGCAGAUGAAUGAGAAGAAACCAACCUGGAUCUGCCCUGUAUGUGACAAGAAGGCUGCAUAUGAAAGUCUCAUCAUUGACGGUUUGUUCUUGGAGAUCCUGAAUGACUGCUCAGAUGUGGAUGAAAUAAAGUUCCAAGAGGAUGGAACCUGGUGCCCCAUGAGACCAAAGAAAGAUGCUGUCAAGGUUCCCUCUCAGUCACUUCCAAAAAUUGAGACCUCAGCUCCUUUGCGUCAGGCUUCAGUGGUCCCCCAUUCUACUGAGCCCAGUUCCACCAAGAAAGCUGAUGUGAUUGAUUUGACUCUGGAAAGCUCCUCCUCUGAUGAUGAUGAUGAAGAGGACACAGACCCUCCAUUGAAGAAACAAUGUGUUUACAUUUCCAAGAAUGAGGAGAUGCAUGCAAAGGGGGUGUUGACCUACCAGCCCACUGUGCGCGUGCCAAACGUCCAAACCUUGGACCCAUCCUAUCUGACCUCUGCCCUUGCUGACUAUGCAGUCCCCUUCCAUCCAUCCACCCUAGCUACCAUCCCUACAGAUAUGCAGAGUCUGGAUUUGUUUUCCUUAAUUCAAGCAGAUCCUCAGCAUUACCGGCCUCAGAUGUUUUUGGAUAACCUGACAAACAGCAUGCAACCUGCAGCCAGCACCAGCUCAGCUAUGGUAUCCUCCUCGAGCAGCCACUAUGACACCAGCACACAUGCUGCCAGCUCCAUCCACGAGGCCCAGGUCAUCACAGGAGGAAGGGGGAGUGCCAGAGGAGGGACUGACAGCAGCAUAUCAGAUAUCAUUUCGCUUGACUGAGCUACAUCUCACUGGACCUUUUCAGGCCUGUUUUUGUGGCUUUUUAGUGUGAUCUAUAUGUACAUAAAAUGUUGAGGUCUACACAGAAGCACCCAAAUUGAUAUACAUGAGCAUUUUGAUGACCUGAACAUUUUUGUUUAAAACUGUAUCCAGGCAGGUUUUUUUGCCCUUGGAUUUUUUAAAAUUCAAAUGUGGUUUCCUUCCCAUCUCCUAUGGUAGGAUGAUAAAGGACAACACUAACUGAAGAUUUAACAAAGAGUCAGUGUAUUGCUAGUUCUUCUGCCCUUGGCAUUUCAGGAAUUUUCUUGUUUGCUUUUAUAACUUUAGUCUCAUUACAUCAUAAAACUGAACAGUAGUGUUUCGCUUUGGUUAGCCUAUGUGCCAUUGUGAGGGUGACCAGCAGCAUACUCUUGAUUGGAAUCAAUGAAAAUUGGAACCCUUUCACAUCAGUCAUUUAUUUCAGUGUUCAUGUCAAAAAGGUAUUGCUUAGGGAACUUUUUUAAUAGUUUCUUUUUAUUUCAUCCUACCAUUUUUUUUGAUGACUUGCUAGCCAGCUAGUCUUGUGGUUAUCCUUUAUACAAGUAGAUUUAUUUUAAUAACACCUCACCCUCAGCUCUGCAAACGUCUUCCUAUCAGAAAGAAAAAUGCCUGUGAUGCUUUUUUAGCAUUCAUUCAACAAUGGAAAUAUUCAAAACAUCCAACUCCUGAUUCAUACCGUAUUGUUUGCUUGCACAUACGAGUGAAUCUGACACGAGUCUGUUGUGGCCUGGUGGACAUGAACUUUGUGCUUCAUUAGGAUGGAACAGAGUCAGAAUGAAUGAAAAAAGAGCUUGGACUUUUCAUAGCAAGAGUUCAAAAUUUUCAUGUAACAUUAUCUCAAAUGGAUAAACGAUUGGACAUAGGAAACACUUCUAAGAAAGACCUUUGGACAGACUCUUCACUUUGGUGGUAUCAGACCUCCCUACACACCAUGGACAGAACUGUUUCUGGCUGUUUACUGUAACUGCUUGCUGUGUGUCUGCCUGUUUGACUUUUCAUUCAUACCAAUAGAAAUAUGGAUUAAGGUCAUUAAUUCAGAUGAUUUGUUGGUUCACCAGAUAGUCUCCACUUUGAUGGGGUCGGUUUUUGUUACAGGGCAGCUUUUAUGUCAUACCAAUGUAAAAUGUUCCUUUGUUUCAUUGUGAUUUAAUCAGAGCAAUAAUAAUUUAGAGUUUGGUUAAAAAGUGUAGUGUGAUUCCAUAUGUUCUGUACCACUCUACCACCCAAAUAUUUCCCUUAUAUAUGAUCAAUCUGUUGUCUUAUGUUAAUUACAAUCACAAUUCUUGUUCUUCCGGAGAAAUACACUUAAAGGAGUCAUUCAAAUUUAAAGUAUAUACACUAAUUUGCAUUUCUGUAGAGAGUGAGAUGAUCAAAUGAAUAUCAAUCUCAGGGCUGUGUCCAAAAUCAGCUUGUUGUUCAUUCAUUACUCCAUUUAUAAUGGACAUCAAAUAGUGAACUCGGUGCACUUUUUACACAGAAAACGUAAAUUUUUUUAUUGCAGGAAAAGCACAGGUGUAAGUGAUGGCCCGCAUUCCAUGUAGGUGAACUUGUUUCUUUGCCAUGGUACUGGCUGACUGGGACACUGGAUGGAACCCAGUCAUUGCUAAUAAAAUCAGUUUCACCUCUGCUUUGCUUUACCUGCUAUGGCAAGUCAACAUGUUGAUGAUUGUUAGCAUUAUCUCUGUCAGCUGUUGAGUCAUGCAGCAGUGUGUCACAUGUGAAAUAUGGAGCAUUGUAUUGGGGGUUGAUGAAUACCAUGGACACUAAUUGUUUUCAUUUUGUCUUAAGGAAGCUACACAGUGUAUGCAUUACCAUAUUCAAAUUAAAUGGCAGACAGUUAAUAUCUAGGGAGUGAUUAAGGCACAGUCAAAGUGCCCAGAUGUUGUAAACCUAACUUCAUCAUGUCAGUUUAUUUAUACUGCACAUUUAAACACAACAAAAUGUUAAUCCAGUUAGAACAAAAACAAAGUGGUCUAUUACAAACAUUAGAGCAAUUCAACCUUUGCAUCAAAAGUUAUCCAAAUCAGAUAGGAUAAAUUACAAGGGUAGCUCAGCAUUAAGAGCGGAAAUGGUUUGCCUGUAUGAAUCAAAAUUUCAGAAAUGCACCUACAAAUACCUCUAAAGCUCGGUAAUUACUGUACUAUCUCUGAGGCUGUUUCCCUAUUACCUGUCCUUAGACGAAACUAGACUAACCAUGUCGUGACUUCAGCUCUAUGGCCAUCACAGUGAUAUUCAUCUCCUCAUCUUGCUCUCAUAAAAUUUAGCCAGAUAUUGAACUGCCAUAUUUGUGAAAAAUAAAAAUCUUUAUCAACUUGCCAAGUAUAAAGCAGUUUAAAGGAGCAUUUCAAAAAAAGCUAUAAAUUACAGUGUUUGCUUGUAUCUAUGUUCGUGUUAAACUUAAGGCAAGUCCAUCGUGCAUUAAGUCUCUUGUUCUCCCCUUCAGUUAUCCUUUAUAAGUCCUUUAAUUCUUCUGAAUUGUGACCUCUGCUAUUUUUGGAUUUUGCUGUAUGUCGAUGAUGCUAUGUGUUGCUGUCUGGGAUGAACAGACAUAACAUGAAGAUUUGUCAAUGUUAACUCCAACACUCAAGCCCACUUACUUGCAGUUGAUGGCAGGCAGCAACAUACAGAUUGGAAACAGAGCAGCUACUGUAUCAUAACUACAUCAUCUUGAUUGAUUGUUGUUUAUGUGGACUCCCAGCUACUGGAAGUUUGAUCUCAGGGACCUACAGUCUGCUUUUCUGGGCUUGAACUGUCUAAGUGAAUUGAAAUAUAGACACAUAGUAACAAUACUGUCAGCAUCUGUACCAAAAGUGCAGAUGUUGAUGUAAAAGUAAAGCUAAUGUAUUAUAUUUCUUGGUCAGUCUAUCUUUUUUAUUCAAACAUUAUGCCAAGGAGUGUUGGCAUUUACAAAAUGAUAUGUUAAGGCAGUGAUAGUAGUUUACCAAAUUGAAAGAAGAAAGGAAAAACUUUACUUGCCUUUAGUGGUAUCUUAUCUAUGGAUAUGUUUUUCAUUCAUGUGAACAAGUUUUUGUAGUAUCUUUGACAUUUCACUCUCCAUAAAAUUUUGUUGUUUAUUAACACAUGGCACUUCAUGGUUUUUUUUUGUUUGUUUGUUGUUGUUUUUUUUACAGUCAUUAUCCCUGCUUCUCUGUGUAUUCCACAGAUGGAGACAGUCUUGAUUAGAACUUCUAUGAAUACCGUAAGCAAAACUGCUGUUGCUGAUUCUGUUUUGUGCCUGUAUUGUGUUGGGGUGGAAGCAUAAAUGUUACACAAACAUCUCAAAGCCUGGACGAAAAAGCAACUUUAUGGUAACAUACCAUUAGUCAUAGAUGGGAAAAUAUCAUCUUUUGCUGUGCUUGCACUAGGCAAAAUUAGUCUCUAGCCACUGUGUCUAAAGUGCUAGAAUUUUGUUUUUGCCACAUUUAGCCACACUUUCAGUAUCUGUACUGCGGCGCGCGAAGUUGUGGACAAAAGACAAUACAGUUGAGGACAUCAUCUUGGGCUUUGGGAAAUACUGAUACAAUAUAUUUUUCACCUUUUUCUGACAGUUUAUAGAACAAUUAAUUAAUCACUCAAUUGAGAAAGUAAUGGACAGAUUCAAAAACAAUGAAAUGACCAAUUAAUUGCCAGGCAAAUAGCAGCUGAAGCCCUGAAUAGCAAUGAUACAGGAAGAAAAAAACGCAUGAGUUAACAAGUUGGGAUGCACGAGGAGUGGAGGAGGGGGAGGAGUGUUGGUGGAAAUGGAGUAAGCUAGGUGCAGAGAGCGAGAGCUGUAGUCCGAAUCCUUUUUUCUGAUUGGCUGAGACGAGACACGUGACAGUGUGCAUCUAUUAAUGAUUGGAAGCAUUCGGGUCAUUCCGGUUAUACUCGGUAGCGCUCUUCAGUAAAGGAGACGCUGUUUGUUAUUUUCUUUGAUUAUCGCUCGGCAAAUUACGAAAAAGUUGUAAGUUAACCCUUUUUUCACAUUUAUUAGGCAAAAUUAGCUUCGCCACCGUGGCUAAACAUGCUAAAAAUGGCUUCGCCUAUGGCGAAGUGGCGAAUGGCUAGCGCAAGCACAGUUUUGGUUUUGGUGAACAGAGACUUUGGAAGAAUGGCACAAUAAAUUGAAGUGUGCAAUAUCAAGAUGAUCAGAAGCUUGACUCAUACAAGAAAAACUAUUUAGUGAAGAGUGUUUGCAGAAAGUCCACUGACUUGUGAAAAUAUUUAAUAGAUUAAGAGUCUCAAUUCACCUAUUCACCUGGGGGGGGGGGGUUGUACUCGUCACACUUAAUGGACUUUGAAACAUAAUCCAAAUCACUUGAAAGUUUCUCUUUACACACCAUACUAACAUUAGUCAGAGGUAACUACUCCUUUUUGUUGAAGCUUAUUACAGGAUGGUUUAUUUCAAAAAUUGUCUUUGUUUUCCUGUAUCUGUAAACGUGCAGCAAUUUGCAAUGUGGUACCUUAUAUAAAUCCUUCUUUUUUGUAAUUAAAGGUUUUUGUUUUUUA